AUGAGGGUACUAGAAGCAUUGCUGAUUGUUUGUGUUGUACUUUUGACAGUUUGUAGUGCUAAAAGUGAUGGUAAAGGAACUAAAGGAGAUAUUGAAGAUGGAAGAAAGUUUAUAGGAAGAGUAUUAGAACAAGGUCGAACCUUGGUCCACAACACCUUCAAACGGUUUAUGAUUCUCCUACCAGUCAUUUUUUUCAAAUUAGGAAUAGCCUUCACGAUGCUGCUCCUAGUCACCAUAGUGUCAGUCAACAACGGUUUCAUAGGCUUCCUCCUGCUGGUUGUAGGUCUGAGUAGCGUCCUAGCAAGGCUUCAAGAAGCAAGGAAGCCUUCCGUAGUGCCAUACGUCAAUCCUCCAGUGCCUUACGUUAAUCCAGUGCCUGUUUACCCAACCAAAUAUAUUCAGGAUUGGGACAGAAAGGAUAAAGGAAUAGAAGGGAGUGCAACGCAGGCUUAUAGCCAAAUAUACGGGUCGCAGUAUGGUUAUCCCCAACUGAGUGGAUAUUAUAAACAAAAUAGUGUGAUUGGUUAG
This is a messenger RNA of Psylliodes chrysocephalus, 528 nucleotides long. NCBI's taxonomy places the organism in Eukaryota, Metazoa, Arthropoda, Insecta, Coleoptera, Chrysomelidae. The record is from the annotation of a GenBank genome assembly.